This is a messenger RNA of Cyclospora cayetanensis, 1590 nucleotides long. RefSeq lists its product as uncharacterized. Lineage: Eukaryota; Apicomplexa; Conoidasida; Eucoccidiorida; Eimeriidae. The record is from RefSeq and is a predicted model, not a curated record. Bases 1 to 1590 code for a protein of 529 amino acids. The transcript is spliced from 5 exons.
AUGUUUAAUUUGCACGUAUGUCCCCGAGCUCACUCUCUACCUAACAAACCUGUUGCAGGGAUUACCGCUAUGCCAGAUCGAAGGAUGCCUUCCAAUCGAAUACAGAAGCUUAAGAUUGCUUUCUUCGUCCGUAGAACUCCAACAGAGCUAAACGGACAAGUUGGAGGCUCAAGGGUCACUUGGGGCCCCACACCCGAUGCGCUCUGGUGUCACUCUUCCUUUGGGCUUGCUCACCAUCCCACAGAAAAUUUUCUUAUUUUAUCCUCUUAUCUAUCUGCUGUCAUAUUUAUCUGCUGCUCCUGCCGGUGGAUACUUUUUUUCAGGCCGGGGUUCCCUCGAGAAACCCACCGGAGGCUCCUCGAUACACAGGCAAAGGCAGACGCAGCACUCCGUACAGUCAAGCAGCAGCUGAUCCCAGAAGUGUUGUUUCUGUCUACGCGGUCAUAUGAGCACCAGGAGCCUCCGGAAAGCCCCCUUGGGUCCCCCGCAUGGGAGUUAUGGAUGAAUUUCCCCCUGGCUCUAACCAAUACCCCUGAAAGUUCCCCCAGAUCCUCAACUCUUGCCGCUCCGCCGUCGGCAGCUGCAGCAGCAGCUGCUGCUACUCUCACAUGCACCGGGAGAGCUUGGGCUGCGUUUCCUGCUGCGGCUGUAGAGGAGGAACGACUUAACCCUCUAGCUGGCUUUGCAAUAUCAGCCGCUGCAAUGGUUACACAGGUGCCUAGUGAGAGUGAGGGCCGCACUAACGCCAUGGACGUCGUUUCCCGCUUAGCAAAGUCCUUUGUUGCAGCUGGAGAUGUUCUGGGGCAGCAUGAGAUCUUGAAUGGCUGUGAAACAUCUGCAAGAGCAUCAGCAGCGGCGGUUGCAGAUGCUCCGACAGAGAUACCUCUGGUCACCCAACAGCAGCAUGAGCAGCAGGGGCAGCAGUCUCCGGAAUCCGAUCCACAAGACGUUCAGCAGCAAAAUGCGGUCAUAUCUGGUAUAUGGCAUGUAAGGGGCACUUCCGAGCUGAGAAGUCAUAGCCUGGAGACCCAAGAGAGUGAUUUUCUGAAAGAACGAGGGGCUCAAGUUGGCGCCGCGUUAUGUUCUGCUCUGCCUACCCCUUCGUGGGGGAUAUGCUGGCUAGAGGGACGCCGAAUAGCUCUCCAGAGUGCCCAGAAUGCACUAGGGGAGCCCCCUUGCAGGGAGGGCCAAGGGGUAACUUCCACUGUUGGCCCUGCUCUCAGUGUGUUGGCAGCUGCAGUACACCUCUGUGGCUGCCGAGACACUGUAGCCAUAGAGCGGGCCCAGCGCCUUGUCAAAGCAAGGCAACAUGGAGGAAAUGCACUAGCGCCGGUUGGUGUCGCGGCAUUGGUGGCUGCUUCGGCCGCCACACGUUUGCUCCUCUUCGAGAGUCUGUACGACCUGAGGCGAGGAGCCAAUCAGAAGUUUAGUCUCUUGGACCGUACGGCUUCCAUGUUUUAUGACAGCAUCCCGUCACUCACACGAGUUCCAAGGGCUUACACAGAUAGUUUACGGUGUCGUGCCUGGGGAUCGAAACUGCUAACGUACAUUGUUCAGUGCUUGCGACAUAAAUAUUACGCCAUGCUGUGA